GGAACUACUUUCGUCGUUCCUAUGGUAACCGAUCACUCCUCUGCAUCCGAUAAGAUAAAACUGCUUUGUGCAGUAUUUACGUUCUCAUUUUACUAUAUGGAUUACUAUUAUUGGACCUGAUUUGAUCAAAAUGUCUAGUCUAGCUUCUACUCUUUUCGAAUUAGCAGCAGUUGACUUUGCUAUACAGUAUACUGUGUUUCUUAUAUCAGCUUAUUAUAAGACUGAAAAAUUCUACGAUGUAACCGGUACAACUACUUUUAUUGUUCUUUCUCAUUUAUGUGCAAAAUGGAUUCCUGACCGUUCAGUAAGACAGUCGAUUCAGUCAGGAAUGGUACUUACUUGGGCAGUAAGACUUGGCACUUUCCUUUUUAUAAGAGUUCUAAAAAAUGGAGGAGAUCGUAGAUUCGACAAAGCUAGAGAUAAUCCUUUUCUUUUCUUCAUAUAUUGGACAUUACAAGGGAUAUGGAUUUUUAUAACAUUGUUACCUACAUUAAUGCUCUUGAGUCGACCAGAUUAUGUGCCACUGACAAACAGAGACUACAUAGGUUUCAGUUUGUGGAUAUUGGGAUUUGCUAUUGAAGUUGUGGCUGACUUCCAGAAAUCUGUUUUCUGCAAUAUGCCAGAGAAUCAAGGAAAGUUUAUCACUUCCGGAUUAUGGUCAAUAUCUCGUCAUCCCAACUAUCUAGGAGAGAUACUGCUAUGGUUUGGCUUGUACUUUUCUGCAAGUUCAACUUUCAAAGGAAGUGAAAUGCUAACUGUUUUAUGCCCAGUAUUUGAUAUGUUUCUCAUCACUAAAGUUAGUGGAAUUCCUCCUCUAGAGAAGCGUGGACUUAAAAAAUGGGGCAAUGAUCCCAAAUAUAUUGAAUACGUCAAAAAUACUGCUUUAAUAGUUCCAUAUUUUUGGUAGCACACAUAAAAAGUGCUAUUAUUACUUAAGAACUAUCAUUUUAUAUGUAUAAAGUAAUUCAUACACAUAAUGUUAUCAAAUUCUUACAUUUGUUCUCUUUCAUUAAUCACUAAAUCAUUAUUCUUCUAUAUCUUAAUUAGCAUAUAUGAUUUUUUUAGGCUAAUCUUUAGUUUGUGAUAAAACUGAGUAAUAUCAAUGAAAUAAGAUGUUCAGCUGAUUAAGAUUCCAAAUAAAUGAAUUUUGUUGUAUAUAGCACACAUUAAAGUUUAGUAUUUGUUAUAUAUACACUACCUGACACGGAAAAUGCUCCACUAUAAAGGAGUGAGUAGAACGUGAUAAAAAUUGAUAGACAGACAGAGAAUAGAUGCAUAAUUUCAGUUUCAAAAAGAAAAUGUAAUACAAUACUGAAAUAUACUCGGUACUCAGCAGAAAGCAGGGUCACUUCUUGCAACAAAACUAGGAGCAAUGAUCAAACUCUGCUGCAAGGAACUUCAAGGAAGGAAGCUUGGUUCAAUAUAUUUGAUCCAAUAAAUAAAAAAAUUUAAAAAAAGAGAGAGAGAGAAAUAUCUCACAAAAAUAUGCGAACACUGUGUAAUGAAUAAAGAAAAAAAAAUUAUUAACAUUGCCAUAUUACCAAAACAAGUGAACAAUUAAUAAUAUUUUUAAAAAUAUUAAAAUUUAAUUGCAAUUAUUAUUGCAUGCACUUAAUAAAUUUAUUGGUCAUUCUUUUCCAUGCUCUCCAAAAUGUCUGAUAAAUUCAUUGCCCUUUAUCUGAAGCAUUUGUCUAGAUAUUGGCAAAUGACAGCUUCUCUUUAAAUGGUGGAACUAUUUCAGAUGUUCCAUACCUGUAUGGUCCACCUUUUUCAAUUUUUUCCUUGUAUCCAAAUUUUUUCUACAACUAGAAAUAUUAGAGUUUUGAAUUUUUUUCAUAUGGUAUCAUCUGUAGGUCUGGAUAAAGUGUAUUUUUUGACACACAUUGAAUUUUAAUUUUUCGAAUAAUGUUCACAUUAUCUUCAGAGCAGAACCUUUACAUUAACAACUCACCACGCAGAUGAAACACAGAAACAUGAAGUUUGGUCAAAGAGUAUGUAAGUUUUGUUCUUCUAGAAAAUAUGAAAAAGGAAGAUAAUUUCAUCACCUACAUGUGCUAUCCAAUGUCCAUGGAGAAUGUAUUCAUUUCCUCUAAGAUAUGUAUGGUUGUGACUUAACUUUUAUAAAGAAUAUUUUUUAUCUUGCAAAAGAUGUAAAGAAUGCAAAAACCCUAUUCAAAGGAUAUUACUUGCAGAGCAUUUAUACUCAAACAAAACAAAUUGUUAAGUUCAUUCCCUAAAAGAAAAAAACAACUGAAAACCAUAAAUACCAAGAUUCACUACUUCCUCUUUCUCUUCUUUAUAGCGAAAAUUUUGGAAUUUCCAUCACAGCAUCAGGCCUGAAUACAGCUGUCUGGCAGGUUAAGCAAAGAAUCUGAAUAGAAUCAAAGACCCCAUUCAUGUUUUAGUUCAGUGAUCAUGUACACCAUAUGAUACCUUAAAGAUAUGCUUACUUUAAACCCACAUUCUCCUAGAGUUGGUUGUCAUACUCAUAUCACAUAGCAUUUGUUUAGAACAUAAAGAAAUAUGAGAGUGAAAAAUAAAAGAAAAGUAGCUUAAAAGAGUUUUUUCUUUACGGAUGGAUUGUGGAUAAUCAUAAUGGUUAGUAAUUUCUGUUAUUAAAACUUGAAGAAAUUUUGGAAAAAAUAUGAAAAAUACAAAAAUGGUUUUAAGCGAAGAUUUCCAUGCAGUUCUUUAUAUUUAACUUUCACAUUCCUGGAGGUUUGCUAUAACAGUAUAAAAUAACAUUAAGUGUGUAAGAAACUGGACGGGACCAGGUUCAACUGUAUAUAUAAAAUCAGCAUGCAGAUAGCAUCCUCAGAGAUGAAUAAUCAUAUGCUUUCAAUCAUCCUCCACAGUUCUUUCUUCAACUGAAGAUGGGACAGGUCAAGAAAACAUUGACUAUUCAUGUUCUACAAGUGUAUCAGUGUGAGAUCCGGAAACUUCAGUGACCAAGGAAGCAUCUGGAUAUCCUGCAGGUCUAUCUCCUAAUGACUGUCAUAUGCAGCCAGAUGUUAUAUUACUGGAAACAGCAUCUUUAUGCCUCUGAUGCAAACCAAUGAGGAUGGCACUAAUCAUGAUGCCACAUUGUUGAGCAAUAUGGAAUUUAGUUAUCAUAAUAAAAUUGGACCUGUCUCUA
Messenger RNA from Stegodyphus dumicola, 3136 nucleotides. RefSeq lists its product as uncharacterized. Lineage: Eukaryota; Metazoa; Arthropoda; Arachnida; Araneae; Eresidae. The record is from RefSeq and is a predicted model, not a curated record. Gene Ontology annotation, cellular component: membrane.